This is a messenger RNA of Varanus komodoensis (Komodo dragon), 958 nucleotides long. RefSeq names its product coiled-coil domain containing 86 (gene CCDC86). The transcript has 6 exons. Gene Ontology annotation, cellular component: nucleolus. Lineage: Eukaryota; Metazoa; Chordata; Lepidosauria; Squamata; Varanidae. The record is from RefSeq and is a predicted model, not a curated record. The coding region runs from base 31 to 588 and encodes 185 amino acids.
UCGCCCAGGUGGGAGCUUGUGGAGAGGACGAUGGCGGCGCCUGCUGCCGACUUGGAGCUGGGAGAUGCCGAGUUGCUUUCAGAGACGGCACAGGGCGAGGAGCCCCAGCAGCAGCAGCCUGGGCAUGGGGAAGGAGCAGUCGCCUUGGUGGAAACUGAAAAGUCGCGAAGAGCUCCCUUGGUCAAGAAACGGAACGAGGCGCCCGCCAUCCCCAAAGGGAAGCCCAAAUCUGGGCGAGUGUGGAAAGACCGUUGCAAGAAGCGGUUUUCCCAGAUGACUCAAGACAAGCCUUUGCGUACUUCCUGGGAACGCAAGAUGAAAGAACGCCAGGAAAAGAAACUAGUCAAAGAUUUUGCCCUGCAUUUGAAGGAAGAAAAACAGAGAGAGCGUGAGGAGAAAAAACAACGAAGGGAGGAGAACUUAAAAAGACGACUGGAGAAUGAGCGGAAAGCAGAGAUUGUGCAAGUGAUUCGGAAUCCAGCAAAACUGAAGAGAGCAAAGAAGAAACAGUUGCGCCGUAUUGAGAAGCGAGAUACACUGGCACUGCUACAGAAACAGCAGGCACAGCGCAAAGCAGCCAAAGAGUGAUGGGAUAGGGAAGUUGAUCUCUUGACUUCCUGGAUGUAUAUGACAAGAUGUUGGCCCUACUGCCAGGGACAUUGGAUGACCAGCUAGCUUCCACCUGGCUUCUCUUGCAACUCUUGCGCUACCUACAUAGGAAUUGAAGGUGCAGCUGAACGCUCCUUAUCUGAAACUUUCUUCUGAUUCUUCCUGAUGUUGGUAAGGUUGAAUGUUGCAGACUGUACCAAUGGGACUUGUUUUUUAAAUUAUUAUCAUAUUUCACAAUGGAGGGCAAAGCCCUAAAGUGAUUGCUUAAGGAUUUGCAUCUUCCAGACUGAAGAAUGUCCUGAUGACUGUGUUACAAUGAACAAGUGAAUAAACUUGUAUUUUUCUUAAA